CAACACGAGAUACGUAAGUAACAUACAAAAAAACAGUGACGAGUGUUGCCUUUGGAUGAGAGUGGCAACUAGCUAAAUAAUUUUAGCUUCUUCGUUUUUCAAUUUCAUUCUUUUAAAAGUAUCGAAACAUUUGCAAGCAAAAGAAAAAAUGUUGGGAGAUCUGAGUGCAGUAAAGGGCCUUCUGAAGAUUGCACCAAUCAAGACGGAUAACAAUAUCUUUCGUUGCCACUACAAGUUAACGGUAAUUAUUCUAGCUGCCUCGACCGUUUUGAUCUCCCUUAAGCAGUACGUUGGAGACCCAAUCGACUGCAUCAUCAAUGCCGAAAAAAGUCCCAUUCCUGGCGAUGUUCUUGACAAGUACUGCUGGAUUCAUUCAACCCAUACGUUGCCGAACGGGCCAGGUACGGAAGGACCUAUUCCUGGUCUUGGCACUCCAAAAGAGGACGACGAAUUGGUAUACCAUAAAUAUUACCAAUGGGUUGCAUUCUUCCUCCUCUUCCAGUCCAUCACUUUCUAUCUACCUCAUUUCGCUUGGAAGUUUUGGGAAGGCGGACGGAUGAAAGCCCUUGUCGAAGAUUUGCAUUUCUCCGUCGUUCAAACAGACGUUCAGAAAAACGCGAAACGCAAUCUGGUCGACUACUUGUUCGCAAAUGUGCACCAGCAUCACCUAUACGCAAUCGGUUUUUUCGUCUGUGAAUUGCUGAACACCAUCAACAUUAUCGUCCAAAUAUUUAUGGUAGACGUGUUUCUCGGCGGCGAAUUCACCGAGUAUGGCGCAAAUGUAGUGUCUCAAUCUGCCAUGGAUCCUGAAGACCGUUCGGACCCUAUGUCCUACGUAUUUCCUAAAUUAACAAAGUGCCUGUUCAAGAUGUAUGGUCCAUCCGGCACUAUACAACAAUAUGACGCUUUGUGUAUCUUGCCAGUCAAUAUUCUGAACGAAAAGAUUUUCAUUUUUCUCUGGUUUUGGUACAUCAUCUUGGCCAUUUUGACUGGCAUAGCUUUUAUCUUUAGAGUUGUCACUCUGGUUGUACCAAAGGUUCGAUUCUUUUUGUUAAAGAGGAAAGCUGGCCGCAGUUUGGAUUCCAGUCAGGUGGAAACAGUCUUCGGUCGUUGUCAUAUUGGAGACUGGUUUGUCCUGAUGCUCGUUAGCAGUAACAUCACUCAGGGGAUGUUCCAAGAAGUUUUGCAAGACCUUGCGCAAAAGUUUCGAGGAAAAGAGGUUUAAUUCAAAAACAAUGAGCGGGAGUUUACACUCGUGAUCAUAGAUGUCAUUGAGUUUUUUUUGCCAAUCCCAAAGCUGAAUGUCAAUUGCUUGAAAAUAAUAACGCAACCCCCACAGAAUAAAGCAUUUUUAAAGUGAUAAUCUAAAAAAAAAGGUGGACUGGUGAGUACACGAUGUUGCAAUACAUGUUCGUAACGUUGACGUUACAACAUUUGUAACUCAACGUCUCAUUGGUACACAUUCAUACCUUCUUCCGCUUCCACGCAAUACACUGUCUUGCUAUUUUA
Messenger RNA from Daphnia magna, 1509 nucleotides. Its product is annotated as innexin inx2. Bases 149 to 1225 code for a protein of 358 amino acids. Gene Ontology annotation, molecular function: gap junction channel activity. The record is from RefSeq and is a predicted model, not a curated record. Gene Ontology annotation, cellular component: plasma membrane; gap junction. The transcript is spliced from 2 exons. Gene Ontology annotation, biological process: phototransduction. Lineage: Eukaryota; Metazoa; Arthropoda; Branchiopoda; Diplostraca; Daphniidae.